This is a messenger RNA of Astyanax mexicanus (Mexican tetra), 5433 nucleotides long. It is a transcript of the gene cilp, whose product is annotated as cartilage intermediate layer protein, nucleotide pyrophosphohydrolase. The record is from RefSeq and is a predicted model, not a curated record. Bases 197 to 3709 code for a protein of 1170 amino acids. The transcript has 9 exons. Lineage: Eukaryota; Metazoa; Chordata; Actinopteri; Characiformes; Acestrorhamphidae.
UUCAGACCCUUACACACACUCGGCAUGCUUUCUGCAGUCCUCACAGCACCACAGCAGACCUCACCUCACUAGAAGACUUUGAGUUGGUUCAUAAGUGCAACUCUCUGACCUGCAGGAGCUCAGUGCUGGACUAUAAUUAGCGUAAAAAAGCGAAAGGUCAUUAAGCGGGGCCAAAGGUCGCUUGUCCAGAGCCAGCAUGGCCUACCCGUUAACAUGGGGAUUUCUUCUCCUCCUGUGUGAAAUUACUGCCACCUUCACUCAAGGACUAUCAAGAGCAGACAAUGGAAGAUCUGUGAGGAACGAUCCAGCUGUGUUCUAUAAUGAAGAUAACUACGAGUGGACAACCUGGUUUAACGUUGAUCACCCUGGAGGGAAGGGUGACUAUGAGCAGCUGGACGCUAUUCGCUUCUAUUACCGAGCGCGAGUGUGUGAAUCUCCACGGGCUCUGGAUGCUCGCACUACAGACUGGAUCCCAGCACGCAGCACAGGGGAGAGGGUGCACACUGACCCCGCUUUGGGAUUCUGGUGUGUUAAUGCCGAGCAGCCUGCUGGAAAAAAUUGCUCCAAUUAUGCAGUUCGCUUCCUGUGCCCAAAAGACAAGCAGCCUGAAACUCACGGAGCAUGGGGUCAGUGGUCGGACUGGAGCCCAUGUCCAGCACAGUGUGGUCAAGUAGCAGUUCAGGUGCGCACCAGAACCUGCAAAACCAAAUCUAGACCUUGCAUUGGUCAAACCAUGGAGGGCAGGCAGUGUAAAGGACCCCUAUGUCCAGGUUGUGCACUGAAGUGUGCGAGGGGCAGCGUGAAUGCAGAGUGCGACGCCUGCACGUGUCCAGACCACACCAUUCUCGGGUCAGUCCGCAGCGCGGGCAGUCUCCCAGCUCCCGGUGCAGUCGUCCUCCUCCAGGGGACAAGCGAUAAACUUCUCACAUUAACUGACCACAACGGACACUUCCGUGCGCCGGGAGUUUGCCCUGAUGGCAACACCACACUGAAGAUCAAGAUGCAGAAUCACACUCCUCAAAAGGUCAUCGUGCCACUCAGCACUGAGCAGACCACUGUCCUUCACGUGAAGCUGGAGAGAGCAAAAAAACUGUACGUACAAAAGAACCCAGAGUCCAAAGCCAGAAGAGAGGGUCAAACGGCUGCCUUUUGCUGCAAGAUCACUGGCUCACCUGAACCUGACAAUUACCAGUGGUUUCACAACGGAAGCCUGCUUGAGAGGAGUAAAUUCCAGUAUGAUGAAACUUUGGUCUUGAGGAAUCUUCAAAUGGACCAGGCUGGAGAGUACUACUGCAGAGCCAGUAACGAAAACGGAGCUAUUAAAUCAAAGCCAGCAACUCUCACAGUGAUAGGUCAAGAUGAAGCAUCAUGUAACCCAACCCCUGAAACCAACAUGAUCCGCCUGCCUCAUGACUGCUUCCAGAACCAGACAAACUCAUUCUAUUACGACGUAGGAAAAUGUCCUGUUCAAACAUGCACAGGCAAACUGGACAACGGAAUUCGAUGCAAAGAUUCGAUAUCCUUCUGCUGUGGAGUCUCCAAAAUGGAAGAGAGACACAUAACAUGUCAAGGAUAUCAGCUACCCACAAUGGUAGUAACCCAGUGUGGCUGUAAAAAAUGUGUCGAUACGAAAGCUGUAGUUCGUGGACGCGCUAUUGCGGCAGAUACUGGAGAGCCAAUGAGAUUUGGGCACAUCUACAUGGAUGGAGCGAGGAUUAGCCGAACAGGAUACAAGGGCACAUUCUCAAUACAGGUUCCCACUGACACAGAAAGACUGGUUCUUACUUUUGUAGACAACAUGCAAAAAUUUGUGAACACGACCAAAGUACUUCUGUUCAAUCCCAAAGGUGGAGCGGUGUACCAUGAGAUCAAACUGCUGAGGAAGAAGCCUCCUGUAACUAUUCGCUCAACAGAGACCAACAAACUAGAGCUUGGAGAGGUAGUGGGAGAAGAACCAAUGGCUGAGAUUGAAAUCCCACCCAAUGCUUUCUACAGGGAGAAUGGAGAGGUCUUUGUAGGGGAUGUGCAGGCCAGUGUUACCUUCCUGGACCCCAGAGAUGUUUCCACGGCUGCAGCUGCUCAGAGUGAUCUCAACUUUGUUGGGGCCGAAGGAGACACGCUGCCCUUGAGAACCUAUGGCAUGUUCUCAGUUGACUUCAGGGACAAAGAAAGCAGUGAAUCGCUAAAUGCUGGAGAGGUCAAAGUGCGCCUUGAUGCUGCCCAAGUGAAGAUGUCUGAACACUUAAAGGCAAUGAAGCUGUGGUCCCUCAACCCUGAGACUGGUCUCUGGGAGGAAGAGGGACAGUUCCAGAUGGAGAAGAAGCGACGAGGAAAGCGAGAGGAAAGGACCUUCCUCGUCGGCAACAUGGAAAUCAGAGAACGACGACUGUUUAACUUGGAUGUGCCUGAAAACAGAAGAUGCUACGUCAAGGUCCGUGCCUUCCGCAGUGAACGCUUCUUACCUAGUGAGCAAGUGGAAGGCGUUGUGGUGAGCCUGAUCAACAUGGAGCCUAAAGCUGGUUACUCCAGCAAUCCUCGAUCAUGGGGCAGGUUUGAUAGUGUGAUCACCGGCAACAACGGUGCAUGUCUGCCUGCUUUCUGUGAUGAACAGAAAGCAGAUGCCUACUCUGCAUAUGUCCUGGCCAACCUUGGUGGAGAAGAACUGGAAGCAGUAGCUUCAGCUCCAAAAUUAAACCCCAACAGUAUUGGUGUCCCUCAACCGUAUCUAAACAAACUGAACUACAGACGGACAGACCACGAUGACUCAAGAAUCAAGAAGACAGCGUUUAGCAUUAAUGUAGCAAAGCCCAGUCCAAACACAGCUGAGGAAGCAAAUGGCCCAAUUUAUCCAUUCGAGAAGCUCAAGGAAUGUGAGGAAGCUCCAUUCAGUGCACCUCACUUCCGCUUUUCGAGAGUCGAAGGAGAUCGUUACGACUACAACACCGUACCUUUCAAUGAGGAUGAUCCUAUGAGCUGGACAGAAGACUACUUGAGCUGGUGGCCAAAGCCGAUGGAAUACAGAGCUUGUUAUAUCAAAGUGAAAAUCAACAGUCCUCAUGAAAUCAACGUUCGCUCUUCUAAUAUGGGAGGCACCCAUCCAAAGACUGUCGGACAGUUAUAUGGCCUUCGCGACACCCGCAGCAUCCGCGACAUGGGCCAGUCAUCCGUCUCAGCUGUCUGUCUAGAGUUCAAAUGCAGCGGCAUGCUAUACGACCAGGACAGAGUGGACCGCACCCUUGUGAAGGUGAUCCCUCAAGGCAGCUGCAAAAGAGACAGUGUCAACAGCAUGCUGCAAGAGUACCUGGCGAACCACAUUCCGCUGCUGGUCAACAAUGACACAAACGAGUUCACCAUGAUGGCACCAUUAGACCCUCUUGGCCACAACUACGGCAUCUACACUGUCACAGAUCAAGAUCCUCGCACAGCUAAGGAGAUAGCACUUGGACGUUGCUUUGAUGGGACAUCGGAUGGCACCUCACGAGUUAUGAAAAGCAAUGAAGGAGUGGCGCUAACUUUCACCUGCGGUGACAAAGAAGUCACCAGAGAAAGCGUGUUCCAGCAGCUGCAGAAUGCACCAGGCCGAGCAGCAGCAGGGAGUUCUCGGCCAGGACGAGGCAACAGAAGACAGAGAGGAGACUCUGCGGCACUCCGCAGUAGUAGAAGAAGAAGCACUCGCAACCCCAACAAACGCACCCAAACCACACGCUGAAAGUCAAACCAAUCGAUGGGCAUGGCAAAUGGAGCGGAGUUGGCCAUGAUUACACAUUAACUUUUCAGAUUUUGCAAAUUAUUGUAUUCUUCACACUACACAGUUUGUUGCCUUGUUUUUGGGAAUUGUUUAAUUGUUGUGGUUUGCAUCUGAUUUAUUAGUGAAUGCAGAAAACUAACUAAGGUUAAUGAAGGUCUUUCACCAGUAUGAACCACGCCGAACCUGUCUGCUCUUCAAAAUAUUUUUUUUAUGCAAGACGCAAAAACUGAUGCAAUGCCAUUAGCAAGACCUAUUUUUCAUUAAAAAGUAUUUUUUCGCUUGCUGUACAUAGCUUGCCAUCGGCUGCCAGAGCCCUGAGAGAGCACAACUGGCCUUGAUUUCACUGGGUGGGUAGAUGGCACUCUUUUUCCCCUCAUCACUUCAAAGGGUGAUGUCUGCAGCUCAAGGAUGCGCUGAGCUGAUGUAUCGGAACAGAGUUGCUGUUGUCCGAGUGUGAUGUGAAGCUCAAUCAGCAGCAGUUCAAAAAGAGUCAGUGGCUGACUUCACAUGUAUCGGAGGAGGCAUGUGCUAGUCUUCACCCUCCUGGUUUUGGGGCAUCACUAGUGAUAGAAGGAGUCCUAAUGAGAGGGUUGUGUAAUUGGCCGUGUAAAUUGGGGAGAUUUGUUUUUUAUUAUAAAAUUAUAUAGAAAUAUAUAUUUUUUUCUAUCAUUGGCUGAAGCUAGCUAGUCACAACACAUCACUUUUCACAGGUCCAUAUAUCAAACAGCUAGAUAUUUGUCAUGUCACUUGCAAGGCUUCUGUAAUUUAUCAUAUUCGAUCGAUACAUGAUUCAAUAAUUUGAACAUAGAGCAUCCGUGCAAGUACUGAAAAAAUGCAGAUUUGCCUUCAACUUCAGGCUUUUGCUAAGGAUCUCUAAGAAGGGUUGCCAACUUGAAAAUCUGAGCUAAAAUUGUGUAGUGUGAACCUGGCAUUCAAAAACUCCUGAUACAAGAUUUUUGCACCUAAUAGAAUUUGAAACACCUCAGUUUUACCCUUUUCAGCUAGCUUGCAAACCCAAUAAAUCUUGACCCACCACUCAGAACCACUCUUUAAUGAAAAUACACAAUUUAUGAAGAAAAAGAAGAACAUCAGCAGUAUUUUUCAGAAAACAUAUGAAGUAGCUGGUCUUUCCCCAGGAACACAGACCUUAAAUGACUGCUAUUUCUGAUCAUAUACAUUCUAUUCACUUGUACUGUGAUAAAUAUGUACUUGAAACUGUAAAUAAAGGAAUAUUUAUUUCGUAGAUAGCAUUUCCAGCUCACAGAACACCAAACGUAUCAAGUGUAUUUGAUCUGCGUAUGUGAAAUGUAACUACAAUUGUUUUCAAAUCCAUUGUAAUAAAAAACACUAAAGGAAUUUCUUUCAACCAAUGAUUUUAUUAAAUUAGAUUCUUAAAAAACACUGCUGGAGUUUUGUCAGUCAUUUUGACCAAAUGUUUAUACUUUGUAGAGCAUAUCUUUGCAAUUUGUUAUAAAAAAAGAAAAAGAAACCUCAGAUGUCAAAUGCUGAUGCUGAGCAGACAUUUAGCCGCUCUGGCUAGAGAGCUUGCUCCUUCUCUUACUUGAUACAAGCUUGCAGAAGCUAUAACACAAGACUUAGCCCCACAUUCCUGCAUUAGUAGUAAUUUAAAUCUACCAGCGUGAGAGCAAAGUAAACUUAAGUGAGCCCAAAAAAAAAAAAAAAAA